GGACCCAUGUGACACUUGGGCUGGUCAGUUCAUCUAGCGAGGAGCCCUCCAGUCUUACCUGGGAGUGGGGUUGUGUGGGUACUUGGCUGCCAAAAUACUUGGGACAGUUCAGGGAAGAGGGGUAGAACCCCGCACUGUUCAGUGUGUAAACUUUCACCUCCAUCAAUUUUAAAUUUGGUGUCCCACUCUCAGCUCUAGCGGGUGUCCCCACCCAAACUCCCUGUAGGUCAGUCUGUCCAGAAAGUGAAUGUGUUAGGCUGGGGAGAGGUCUUCUCCUGCUGGCUGUGUGAGGUGCAGGGGAAGAGGAGUCCUAACUGCAUCGGAUAAACUCUGUUUCCAGGGUCAGCUGUGCACCACUCUCAGAGCAUCUGUCUCCAUGUUUCUAAAAUUUGGGGGGGAUUUUGAGGCAGGAAUUGACCAACUUCUGGGCCUUUACCUUUCUGCUGUCUGUUAAGUCAGUCACUGAUACCUGCACACUCAUUUUCUUGUUCUUGUAGGUUUAUGACUUAAGUCUGGUUUUUAGUGGGGUUUCAGGAGCGUCAAGGUAAAGGCAUGUGUGUGUUUAGCUGGAAUUCUAUUCCUAGUCACACUUCAGCUCACCUCAGUCUGGCUCCCACCGCCAUCACACCCUUGAAAUUGCUCUGGGCAAGGUCCCAGAUGCAAUGGUGGGAUUCUAUCGAGUGUCAGGGCUUGGCUGCACAGAACUGAGUUGAUUCCCUCAAUCAAACUCAAAGAUCUCCUUGAUUGACAGACCCAGUGAUCAGUUCUCUGACUUUCUCCUAUGCAGCCUCUUAGCAUAUGACACAUUUGACCAGUCUCUUCUUGACUUCCAUGGAACACCCUCUCUGGGUUCUCCCACCCCACUGACCCCUCCUUGCUGGAUGUGCCUCCUUUGCAUGACUUCCGAACAUCAGAGAACUGUGGGGCAUGGCUUGUUCCCUGUCCUCUGUCUACAGUCUCUGCUUAGUAGUCUCAGCCAGCCCACGGCUUAGAUGCACCUGUGUGCCGAUGACUCCCAGGAGCACAUCCUCCAGCCCUGUGCUCUAUGCCUGGCUGUGGUUUCCCCACUUGGAUGUGCACGGAGCAUCUCAAACCGUAUUUCUAGACCAGAACCCCAAGUCAGUUACCUUCCCCCCACACCUUGCCCCCUGAUCUCUCUCUCUCCUUCACUGCACUCCUGCCUUGUUUAGUUACUUAUUUCCUCUCACACUUGACUUUUAAACCUGCCAAAGGGCAAAGGCUGGGCCUUGCCUGAGUCAGUAUUCCACAGCACCUAACAUAACACUUGGCAUGUGGCUGAUUCUGAAAAUUAUUUACUGAAUGAAAUCAAAUAAUGAAGGUAGUCCAAGAAGAGUUUGUAAAAAGUGGGGAUUUGGUCCUGCACAGACUAUGAAAGGCUAAGAAGGCAAAGAAACAAAGCAGGGGCAAACGAACCUCUGAACCCCCUGGAUCCCAACUCUCUGGCCCUGCCCAUCACUAAAGAUCCCCUUUCCAGAACCUCAGGACACAGAUUUCCAAGUGUGGCCCAGCCCAGCCCCCAUCUGCAUCCCUCAAUUUCUGCCUCUCAGCCCCGCCCUCCCGGCCCUGAGCCAGGGCUUGUUUUUGGAGGUGGCGAUGGGGCCCCAGGGGAACUGAGUCAGUGGCAAUAACUAGCCUCGCCCCACCACUGCGGGGCGGUGUGUGUUCCUGCUUUCCCCACUGUGGGGUCAGACCAGUAGUAAGGGAGCCAGACUCUGGCUGGCACCAUGGCUGGGGUGAGAGUGAGAGGAGUGUCCACGGGGGAGGCCUUCGGGGCUGGCACGUGGAACAAAAUAUCUGUCGGCAUCGUAGGGACCCAGGGAGAGACUCCCCCAUUGCCCCUGGAUCAUCUUGGCAAAGAGUUCACCGUGGGCACUGAGGAGGACUUCGAGGUGACACUUCCCCAGGACGUGGGCUCGGUGCUGCUGCUGCGCAUGCACAAGAUGCCCCUGGCGCUGCCCUGCCCGCUGGGAUCCUUGGCCCCGGACGCCUGGUUCUGCCGCUGGUUCCAGCUCAUGCCGCCCCAGGGCUCCUCACUCCGCUUCCCCUGCUACCAGUGGCUGGAGGGUGAGGAGAGCCUGGUGCUGCGGGAGGGGACGGCGAAGAUCUCAUGUGAAGACCACCACCCCAGGCUCCAGCAAUAGCGUGAGGAGGAGCUGCAGGCCAGGCAGAUGUAUCGCUGGAAAACUUACCACCCAGGCUGGCCUCACUGCCUGGACGAGGAGACCGUAAAAAACCUGAACCUCAACAUCAAAUACUCUGUGACCAAGAAAGCCAACUUCUACCUGCAAGGUGGCUCUUUGCUGGCCGAGCUGAAAGUCAAGGGGCUGCGGCACCGCAAGGGGCUCUGGAAGAGUCUGAAGGAGAUGACCAAGGUGUGCAGCUUCUGGAAGACGCCAGCCGUUGGGUACGGGUUUGAGCACUGGCAGGAGGACGCCUUCUUCGCCUACCAGUUCCCGAACGGCCUCAGCCCGGUUCUGAUCCGACGUUGUUGCUGCCUCCCAAAGAACUUCCCUGUCACCGAUGCCAUGGUGGCCCCCAUGUUGGGCCCAGGGACCAGCCUGCAGGCUGAGCUGGAGAAGGGCUCCGUGUUCCUGGUGGAUCAUGGCAUCCUCUCUGGCGUCUGCACCAAUGUCAUUAAUGGGAGGCCUCAGUUCUCUGCCACCCUAAUGACCCUGCUCUACCAGCGGCCAGGGUGUGGGCCCCUGCUGCCCCUCGCCAUCCAGCUCAGCCAGAACCCUGGGCCUGACAGCCCUAUCUUUCUGCCCACUGACAACAAGUGGGACUGGCUGCUGGCCAAGACGUGGGCGAAUGCCGAGUUCACCUUCCACGAGGCCCUCACACACCUGUUACAGGGGCACCUGAUAGCCGAGGUCUUCACCCUGGCUCUGCUACGCCAGCUGCCCCAUUGCCACGUACUCUUCAAGCUGCUGAUCCCACAUAAACAGUAUACCCUGUAUAUCAGCACAUUGGGCUGCGAGCUGCUCAUCGCCUCCGGGAAGGUGGUGGACAGGUCCACAGGCCUUGGCCUUGAAGGUUUGUCUGAGCUGACACAGAGGCACAUGGAAGAGCUGAACUACUCCGCCCUGUGUCUUCCCGAGGAUACCCGGGCCCAAGGAGUUGAAGACAUCUCGGGCUACUACCACCGAGAUGAUGGGAUAAAGAUCUGGGAUGCAGUGGAGCGCUUUGUCUCCGAAAUUAUCAACAACUACUACCCAAGUGAUGAGUCUGUCCGCGAUGACAGUGAACUCCAGGCCUGGGUGUGGGAGAUCUUCUCUGAGGGCUUCCUAGGCCGGGAGAGCUCAGGUCUACCCUCCUCCCUGCGGACACGGGAAGCCCUGAUACAGUAUGUUACCAUGGUGAUAUUCAACCGCUAGGCCAAGCACUCUGCUAUCAGUGCGGGGCAGUUUGACUUCAGUGCCUGGAUGCCCAACCUGCCGCCCUCCAUGCAGCUGCCACCGCCCACCUCCAAAGCCCAGGCAAACCUGGAGGGGUUCCUAGCUACCCUCCCACCAGUCAAUGCCACGUGUGAUAUGAUCAUUAUCUUCUGGAUGCUAAGCAAGGAGCCUGGAGAUCAACGGCCCCUGGGCACCUACCCAGAUGAGCACUUCACUGAGGAGGCCCCGCAUCGGAGCAUCGCCACCUUCCAGAACCGCCUGGCCCAGAUCUCAUGGGACAUCUGGGAGCGGAACCAGGGCCUGGAGCUGCCCUAUACCUACCUGGACCCUCCCCUCAUCGAGAACAGUAUCUCCAUCUAAAUUCCCUGGAGAAUAGGGCCUGAGGUAUCAGAGCUUGGGUUUUUCCAUUUCACUAGUUGUUAUAAAACAAUGUGGACAGAUGCAAUAUAUAUUUGAAUAACUGCGUCAACAUGGCCACUGAAAUAAACAGAACAAUGCUUCAGAAAGAGCAGUGCUGCCCGGCAGGCAGAAUGCGAACUGUCCUUCUUUACUGAGAGUCAGGGUAACCCCAAGUGAUUCAGAGAUAUAAAGCUGUUAAACUUCCUUGGUUUAAAACAAUUCCUGCUAACUCAAGCAAUCAAAGAGUUUAUGGAAAAGAAACUGAGUGCCUUGAGGGACUAAAGAAAGGGAUAAACCACUUAAAGAAAGGGAUAAACAGAGUAAGAGCUCAACAAGUCCUCAAGAAGUCCUGGAAACCCGGAUGUUCUGGACAGGGACCAGUGGACAAGUUCCCUCAGGCACUGCUGUCAGAAUGAUGAAGUUCCUACCACGUUUUGUCCUUGAAUUAUUUGCCUCGAUAUUCACAUUCCAUGAAGAAGAGUCUGUUUGACUUAACCUGGAGUGGCAGAAAUCACCAGUGGCUGUGGGCAGGAGGCGUUUGGGCUCAUCAGGUAUCUCAGGCACUUCCCAACAUUUCCCAGGCUACUUUGCGGUUUGGUUGCGGCCACAUGACCAAUUCUGGCCAAUGGAUUGUGAGAGGAGUGACAUAUGUCACUUCCAAGAUGAGGCAGGUAAGAGCUGGUGUGCUGCCUCCAUGCUUCUCUCCCCCUUGAGGCUAGCUCAGAGGCAUGUUCCACAACACAUGAGCCCAUCCUUCCCUCCAUCACUAGGCUGUAAGCUCAUGAGGACAGAGUUCAUAACUGCCCUCCACACUGCAGGUGCUAGGUAGGUGCUGAAUGGAGGAAUUAAUACACAAAUGAUUCCUAAAACCCUUCUGUGUCCUUUUUCACUUACCUGUGUGCUCCUUUCCUAGACGGUGAGUUUCUGGAAGGCAGGAACUGGGUCUCAUUCAGCUUUGUAUGCCUGUGCCCUGCUUUGUGCUGACACAUGAGAGAUACCCGACAAAAGUCUGUUUAAUGAUGGAUGAAAGGAAAAAUGGAUGAAUGGAUAGAUGGAUGGAUGGAUGAAGUAGUAGAGUAGAAGUUUGUUACAGGUAACAUUCACCUCUAGGGGAUAUACAGUUCACUCUUCAGAAUGGUGGUCCCCUUGGCUUAGGUGAGGGCUUCCUUAUGGACAAUGAGACAUUGAACAUCCAGACCCCAAUGUCAUGCUGUGAGGACCCCCACCCCAACUGGGCUUUCUAGCCACAGGGGAAGGACUGGGCCCCUCUUCACCACCAGGACUCCUGCCUCCACUAUCCCAGGUGUUUCACUUUGGAAAUUCAGGAGUCAUGGAAAGAGAAAAGAGGCGGGAGUGUAGGGUGGAAGGUCCCAGAAGAGCCCAGCUUACCCCCUGUCAAGAGUUCCACAACUGGGUAGAGUGAGUCACCAGGGAAGGAGGAGGACAAAGAUGUGUGUAGGUAGCAGCAAAGGGGUAGAAAGCGAGAUGCAACUCUAAGACAUUAGCACAGAACAAGGUUGAUGAGACAAUUCAGACACAGGGGUUGUCAGACAUAAAAAUUAAAGGCAAGUAACCAAUGGAAGCAACUAUUUGCAACAAAUAGUAAAUAUCUGAAAUAUAUAAAGAGCUUCUACAAAUAAAUAACCCAGCAGAAAAAAAGGGCAAAUAACAUAACACAAAAUUCACAAAAGGUGGCUCAUAAAAUAAACCUAAAUGUCUAAUAAACAUGUGAAAAGAUAUUUAACCUCACUGGUCAUUAGUGAAGUGUACUCAGAGUUGUCAAGGGUGUGAAUCCACAGGGCCCUGGUUAAACAGCGUGACAGUGUAAUUUUGGAGGAUAACUCUUUGGAAGGCUCAAUCAAACUUUAGAAUAAAAAAAAAGGGGGGUUUAAUCCAGCAAAGCACUUACAAGAAAAUGUCUUACUGAAAACUCCCAUAUUUGCAUAAAGAAAUGUUUACAGUGAUGUUCUAUGCAAUGUUAUUUAUAGUAGGGGGAAAAAAACUUUUAGAAAUGUAAAUGCCAGAAAGAGAAUGUUAAAUUAGGAAACAAUUCUACUGAGAAAAAUAAUGUAGUUGGUAAUAAAGUCAAUCCUUAAAUGCUGACAUAGGGAAAACAUUGAUGAUGUAUUGUUAUGUAGGUGGAAAUUAGUCACACAAUGAUUAGCAUGGUAUGAUUCCUUUUAUUGUUAAAAAAAAAAAA
This is a messenger RNA of Vicugna pacos (alpaca), 6015 nucleotides long. The record is from RefSeq and is a predicted model, not a curated record. NCBI's taxonomy places the organism in Eukaryota, Metazoa, Chordata, Mammalia, Artiodactyla, Camelidae.